AUGUGGACCGGCGCCCGGGCUAAAAACCGGACCUGCUUCUCCUAUGGAUCUGGGGCUCUGGCGGAAGGCAUGGAGCAUCUCCGGGGCUUAAUUCUGGAAGACGGCCGGAACGGCACCAUCCAGUGCCCCCACAAUCAGUGCUGCUUUGGCAUUUGGAACCUGACCCAGGGUCGGCUCCGGGCACAGUUGAAAGGUUGCUGGAUCAGCGAAAAGGAAGCCACGUGCGACUCCCCGACCUGCGAGUCGCGAUCCGACGAGGACACGCUGACGUUGUCCUGCAGUUGCCGGGCUGAUCUGUGCAAUGGCAACAUCAGGCAUGACGGGAGGAGACGUGCUGACUCCUUGCGUCGUUCCACCGGGACCGUCUGGAUCAUCUCAACAUGCCUUGUUCUGUUCUUCCUUGGCUUCUUGGCGUUUCUAGGUCUCAGACUGUGGAAAGGCCCAGCAUUGCUAAUCAAACCAGAAGAAACGGGGGAACUCACUAAGAUCACAACAGGCAAGGAGAGAUGCAGCGAGAGGAAACUGCCCAGGCAAGAGCUUCCAGACCUCCAGUUCCACAAGGUUCUUCACGAGGGGCAGUGCUCUAAGGUGUGGCAGGGGGCAUUCCACCAGCAGCCUGUCGCCAUUAAGACCUUUCCUCGGUCUUGCUACCGGGAGUUUGCCUCCGAGUGGGCCGUGCACAGCCUUCCACUGAUGAGCCAUGACAACAUGGUACGGCUCGUGGCUGCUGGGAGUGGAGGGCCAGACAAAGAACAAGGUGGUCUCUUGGUGCUGACCCUGUACCCGUUGGGGUCCUUGCGGCAUUUCCUCACUCAGCAUGUUUGUUCCUGGGAUGUUGCUCUCCGGCUAGGAUCCUCCCUCGCCAAAGGCCUUGCUUUCCUGCAUGGGGAGCAGUGGAAGGAAGGUCUGCACAAACCCGGGGUGGCACACCGAGACCUGAGCAGCCAGAAUGUGCUGGUUCAGGAGGACAGGACUUGUGUCAUCAGUGACUUUGGCCUCGCCACGACUUUACCAAAGUGCCAUGAGCGGUGGAGAGAGGGCCCCACGGAAAACGUUGUCCGCAAGGCAGGGGCUCCACGCUACACUGCUCCUGAGAUUCUGGACGAGAGCUUGAACCUGCAGGACUUGGGCUCAGCACUGAGGCAGGCAGAUGUCUACUCCAUGGCACUGGUGUUAUGGGAAACCCUGAUGAGAUGCUCCAUACUCUUCCCAGAAAACAGUAUCCCUGAGUUCCAGCUGGCCUAUGAAUUGGAGUUGGGCAGCAACCCUACAUACAGCGAACUGAGGAGGCUGGCUGUCGAGGAAAGGCUGAGACCAGCCAUUCCACCUGCGUGGAGGAGGAUGGGACAGGUUUCUGUCUACCUACAAGAGCUUCUGGAGGACUGCUGGGACCCGGAACCGGAAGCUCGCUUGCAAGCCGAGUGUGCCCAACAGAGGCUGCAGAGGCUGGGUGCUGCAGACGGGGCAAAAGAGUGCUGUUGA
Messenger RNA from Euleptes europaea (tarantolino), 1482 nucleotides. It is a transcript of the gene AMHR2, whose product is annotated as anti-Mullerian hormone receptor type 2. The coding region runs from base 1 to 1482 and encodes 493 amino acids. The transcript has 10 exons. The record is from RefSeq and is a predicted model, not a curated record. Gene Ontology annotation, molecular function: transforming growth factor beta receptor activity; ATP binding. Gene Ontology annotation, cellular component: plasma membrane; signaling receptor complex. NCBI's taxonomy places the organism in Eukaryota, Metazoa, Chordata, Lepidosauria, Squamata, Sphaerodactylidae. Gene Ontology annotation, biological process: protein phosphorylation; BMP signaling pathway; cellular response to growth factor stimulus.